Acaulospora morrowiae is the source of this 138-nucleotide messenger RNA. Lineage: Eukaryota; Fungi; Glomeromycota; Glomeromycetes; Diversisporales; Acaulosporaceae. The record is from the annotation of a GenBank genome assembly.
AUGGCUCGUACGAAACAAACAGCCCGUAAAUCAACUGGUGGUAAAGCCCCACGCAAACAACUUGCUACCAAAGCUGCUAGCAAGAGUGCUCCGGCCGCUGGCGGUGUAAAGAAACCUCAUCGUUAUAGACCCGGUACC